AUAUACGCUAAGUGAGACGCACACUUGAAUUUUUUCCCGAAACUUACACAGAUGGAGUCAUUGUUGACAUGUUUUCUUGUGACGAUUUUAGUGAUUCAUUCUGGAAAUGCCUCUCUAGUGAUAUCAGUGGACACGGAUCCUAUUUUGCCUGGCAAUAAUGUCACACUCACGUGCAUCAGUUCUGAUUCGGUAGCUAUGUUUGUCUGGCAGCACAGUAGUGGUGGACUUAUAGCAAUUAAUAAUCAAAUCUACUGGAUCCUAACGCCGGUUAUGAUUGCCAAUAUGGAUAAACAGAGCAGUCUAACAAUAAUAGGGUUUAAAAAUAACUUAGACGGGACCUGGGAGUGUUCAAUUGGUAUGGAAUCGACUAGCGUCUACCUAUCGGUAGACGAAGGUAUGGAUAUUUUGGAUAGCAAAAGUUUAUUGGCUCAUUGUUAAAAAAAUAUAACAUUUCUAUCAUGAGGGAAAAAUUCAUUUUAAACAUUUCUAUCAUAAGGGAAAAAUUCAUUUUAUUAGAUGUCUUAGAGUUAUCCUAAAAUAUCUCUAUUCAAAACAAUUUCUUAGAGUAAU
Messenger RNA from Anneissia japonica, 570 nucleotides. RefSeq lists its product as uncharacterized. Bases 52 to 438 code for a protein of 128 amino acids. The record is from RefSeq and is a predicted model, not a curated record. The transcript is spliced from 2 exons. NCBI's taxonomy places the organism in Eukaryota, Metazoa, Echinodermata, Crinoidea, Comatulida, Comatulidae.